Molecule: messenger RNA, 1810 nt
Organism: Meriones unguiculatus (Mongolian gerbil)
Lineage: Eukaryota; Metazoa; Chordata; Mammalia; Rodentia; Muridae
Gene: Txnl4a
Product: thioredoxin like 4A
Exons: 4
Coding region: 197-388 (63 amino acids)
Biological process (GO): mRNA splicing, via spliceosome
Cellular component (GO): U4/U6 x U5 tri-snRNP complex; U5 snRNP; spliceosomal complex
Source: RefSeq, a predicted model, not a curated record
GGCGCCAGGACUGCGAGGAGGACUCGGUGGUCCGGCCGCGUGGGCUCACACGAGGUUAGAGGUCGCCCGGCGUGGCCCCGUGGGGCUGGGGCCGCCGGGAGACGGCUCCUGUGGACAUGGAGACUCGGGGUGUGGUCCCGGAGCGAGCCGAGGCUCUAGGCAGCUCGCGGCGUCCGGCCGCGCGGGACUGCUCAAGAUGUCGUACAUGCUUCCGCAUCUGCACAAUGGCUGGCAGGUAGACCAGGCCAUUCUUUCGGAGGAGGACCGCGUGGUCGUCAUUCGUUUCGGACACGACUGGGACCCCACUUGCAUGAAGAUGGACGAGGUUCUGUACAGCAUCGCCGAGAAGAAAUGGAAGAUAGUGGGAGAUCUUCCUCAUCUUGUUUGAGUCCUGUUUGGAUAUCCCAGCUGUUUUAAAGCAAACGGUGUUGGUGUCGCUUGUGCUCCGUGGCAUCCUCUCUGGUUCUCCCGAGUCUGACAGGCCUAUCUGCCGCCAAUAUGAACAUCCGCCGUGCUCGGCCAGAUGACCUGAUGAACAUGCAACACUGCAACCUCCUUUGCCUUCCUGAGAACUACCAGAUGAAGUACUAUUUCUAUCAUGGCCUCUCUUGGCCCCAACUCUCCUACAUUGCUGAGGAUGAAGAUGGGAAGAUUGUGGGUUAUGUCCUUGCCAAAAUGGAAGAGGAUCCUGAUGAUGUCCCUCAUGGACACAUCACUUCACUGGCUGUGAAACGCUCCCACCGGCGCCUUGGCCUGGCCCAGAAGCUGAUGGAUCAGGCCUCACGGGCUAUGAUUGAGAACUUCAGUGCCAAGUAUGUGUCCCUGCAUGUCAGGAAGAGCAACCGAGCAGCCCUGCACCUGUAUUCCAACACCCUGAACUUCCAGGUUAGUGAGGUGGAGCCCAAGUACUAUGCAGAUGGAGAAGAUGCGUACGCUAUGAAGAGAGACCUCUCACAGAUGGCAGAUGAGCUGAGACGCCAGAUGGUGCUGAAGAAGAGCAAAUACGUGUUGCUGGGUUCCAGAGAGAACCAGGAGAACCAGGGCAGCACACUCCCUGGUUCUGAAGGAGCUUGUCAGCAGGAGAACCUGGGUGGAGAUGACAGCGGCAGUGACAGCAAGGACAGCUUGCAGGGCUUGGACCCUACUGCCUAGGCCCUGCUUGAGCAUUACAGGUCCUCGUAUUUUAGCCACAUUUUUUCGUGGGAACCCUGUGCUUGCUGUGAUCUGCACUACGUGCUCUAGGGUCAUCUCACAGUGACCCCAGUGCCUUCUCAUUUUCGUGCUUAGCAGCAGCCUUCCACAUAAAACUAACCUAUGUGAUCAUGACGGGACAUCUGCACACAGGACCUGCUGUGCAGGAGCCGGGGAAGCUUGAGGACUGCCACGGCAGCACCUUUCUUGGCUUCUAUGCUGCCCUCGUACCCUGUUUACUACUGCACUGAUUGUGUGUAUCUUGCAGGUUUCCUCCUUGAAUGCCAAGCAGGAAGUGGGGACAAUUCAAGAAGAUCCCCAGCUUUCAGCAUUUGCCAUUAUUUUCUGGGUUUUAUUUCUUGGAAUAGGCAGGACAAUCAAGUUAGUUCUUAUGCCCUUAGCCCCUAUCUGGUGGAAAUUGCUUACCCUUGCUUUCUCUGGAAACUGCCUUUGCCCUGCCCUGCCUUCCCUCUUUUUGAAGAAGAAUGUUCCCUUUCCCAGUGGGAGAAGGUGGUAGGUAUUGGACUUCCACGAAAGCAUAAUUUGGAGAUCUUAAGGAAAGGACAAGCAGAAAUUAAAUUGCAAUCUAACCUGAAAAAAUAAAAAUAUUAAAAAAGGA